Messenger RNA from Heterobasidion irregulare TC 32-1, 216 nucleotides. RefSeq lists its product as uncharacterized. The transcript has 2 exons. The annotation marks the transcript as partial. The record is from RefSeq and is a predicted model, not a curated record. NCBI's taxonomy places the organism in Eukaryota, Fungi, Basidiomycota, Agaricomycetes, Russulales, Bondarzewiaceae.
GUCAUUGACGAGGCGCAUGUCAUCCAGCAAUGGCAGGAUGAUUUUCGCAAGGACUAUGCGCGGGUGCAUGCUCAUCAGUGCAUCAUCACCGGCAUGGAAAUCCCCAUGGCCACCUUUUCAGCAACCAUGCCAACACACAUUCUUGAAACAGUGUAUCAUUCACUUGGAUUGGGAAGUGCACGCCCAUUCUGGGGCAUCGACCUGGGCGCUGACUGA